UGGUGCGCACCCUACUUCAGAAGUUUGGCUGCCACGUAAAGGAUUUUUUUUCUUAGCAAGUAACAGUUUAAAGCUUUUUUUCUCUCUAUAUAUAUUUUUAUGGACGUUUUCUUCUAGCCUCAGCACAUUUCUUUAAACAUGGUGCCGUUUCCUCGUUGUUAUUUAUUGCCAUCACUGUUCCUUUUUGUCACUGGAGGAAAACUCCCCGAGCCCGACGUGAACAUCGAGGUGAUACACAAACCUUUCAUGUGUCACAGAAAGUCAAAGUAUGGAGACAUGCUUCUUGUUCAUUACGAGGGAUUCCUGGAGAGCAAUGGCACUAUGUUCCAUUCCAGCCGCAAACAUGGGGAUAAAAAUCCAGUCUGGUUCACUCUUGGGCUCCGAGAGGUGCUUAAAGGUUGGGAUAAAGGUCUGCAGGACAUGUGUGCCGGAGAGCGCAGGAAGCUGACCGUCCCUCCAUCACUGGCAUACGGCAAGGAAGGACAAGGUAAGAUUCCUCCCAGCAGUACCCUGAUUUUUGACAUUGAGCUCAUGGAGAUCCGAAACGGUCCCAGGUCCCACGAGUCUUUCCGGGACAUGGAUCUCAACGACGACUGGAAACUCUCUCGACAGGAGGUGAAGCAGUACUUGAAGAGGGAAUUUGAAAAGCACGGCUACUCGCCUAAUGACACACAUCAUGAGGUGAUGGUCGAGGACAUCUUCAAAAACGAGGACGAGGACAAAGACGGCUUUAUAUCGGUCAGGGAGUUCACUUCAGUCCAUGAUGAGCUCUGAAUGGACGGAUUCAACGUCAAAAUGUGUUGAUUUAUAGAUUAACUUUGAAAACAUGGUCAGUUGUUUUGUUUUAUGUUUAUUUUUAAGUUGAUUUACAAUUUGUAUGUUCCUUUUGUGCAUUUCCUACUUUAUUUAUAUUUCCAUUGCCCCCUCAGAUAUAGACCUUAUAGUAUUUUUUUGUUGUAAAAGCUUAAUGUUUUUUUGAGUGAAAUAAACUACAUUGUGUUAAGAAAUUUU
This is a messenger RNA of Fundulus heteroclitus (mummichog), 1011 nucleotides long. RefSeq names its product FKBP prolyl isomerase 14 (gene fkbp14). Gene Ontology annotation, molecular function: calcium ion binding; peptidyl-prolyl cis-trans isomerase activity. NCBI's taxonomy places the organism in Eukaryota, Metazoa, Chordata, Actinopteri, Cyprinodontiformes, Fundulidae. The transcript has 4 exons. The record is from RefSeq and is a predicted model, not a curated record. The coding region runs from base 139 to 774 and encodes 211 amino acids.